Nymphaea colorata (pocket water lily) is the source of this 3748-nucleotide messenger RNA. RefSeq names its product putative pentatricopeptide repeat-containing protein At1g17630. The coding region runs from base 198 to 2420 and encodes 740 amino acids. The transcript has a single exon. Lineage: Eukaryota; Viridiplantae; Streptophyta; Magnoliopsida; Nymphaeales; Nymphaeaceae. The record is from RefSeq and is a predicted model, not a curated record. Gene Ontology annotation, biological process: RNA modification. Gene Ontology annotation, molecular function: protein binding; RNA binding.
ACUGCUUGACUAUGCUUAGAUUUUAAUCGUGUCGAAAGUUUGGGGAGAAAUAAUAAUUAUGGCCAAAACAAUGAAGAGUCGAAUUAACUAGAGCACUGUCUGAAAUUGAUUCAUCGAUAAAGAAAACCCCGAAAAGAUGGGAGUCGCCGUGUGAAGGAGAGGCCGCCGAGAGGCACGGCACUCCGCGAGCAUGUAACAUGCGGAUUGCAUCACUGUCGUCUCUUAUUUGCAGAUUAGUUUCCCUUCCCUCGACGAGACUUGUUCAUCUUCGAGCCAUAGACGACGCAGUAACGUCUCAUUCUACGAUCCAUUACGCCAAUGUUGAACCCCACAGAUUGAAAGUGGGCGAUUCCGUCGCUACCCGACUCCAUGCCCACGAGAAAACGUCGAAACUUCUCGAGAACUGGUUCAACUUAGCUUUGGAAGAAUGCACCGCCAGGAAUUUAGUGGAACAGGGGCAGCAGGUGCACGCCCAGAUCAUUGUUCACGGAGUGAACCAAUCUGUGUUUCUUGGUGCGAAGCUCAUUUCCAUGUACAGCAAACUCAACCUUCUCAUGGACACGAGAAUGGUCUUCGAGUGCCUUCACGGUUGCAACUCUAAUUCAUUGUCGUGGAACGCUAUUUUGAGAGCAAAUUUGAAGCAUGGGUUCUUUGAGGAAGCUUUAGAAUUGUAUGAAAGGAUGCGUGUCUGUGGAGUUCGGCCCGAUGGUUUCACUUUCCCUUUGGUGAUCAGAGCUUGCACGGAGACUGGGGAUGUGGGGAUUUGCAGGAAGGUUCACGAGCAUGUGUUGGAAUUGGGCUUUGAGCUUCACCUUCAUGUUGCCAACGGUUUGAUCGGGAUGUAUGGGAAGUUAGGCAGGAUGGAUGUUGCUCGUCAACUGUUUGACAGAAUGCCUCAAAAGAAUGUGUUUUCUUGGAACACCAUGAUGUCUGGCUUGGCCUUGAAUUUUGACUGCGAAGGUGCUGCUGAGUUGUUUCGGGAGAUGGAUUCAGGGAAGUUGAAGCCAAAUUUGGUUACUUGGACUUCACUUAUAUCGUCUCAUGCAAAGUGUGGUCGUCCCCAGGAUGUUAUGGAUUUGUUCAGGGAGAUGAAAUCUAGAGGUGAUGGAACUAACGCGGAAGUAGUUGCAGUGCUUCUCUCUGUGUGCACAGAUGCGGGCUCUGUAGAAAAGGGCAAGGUGGUACAUGGAUUGGUUGUGAAGAGUGGACUUGAGAGUUAUUGUUUUGUAAAAAGUGCACUUAUUUCUGUGUACGGGAAAUGUGGUGAAGUGGAUAAUGCGUAUAGGCUUUUCCUAGACAUGGAUCAGAAAGACAUAAUUACCUGGAACUCUAUGAUGUCUUGCUAUGCUUCUUCUGGCCGUUGUGAUGAAGCAUACGAGCUUUUGUGUCAACUAGGGAAGGAGCAUCAUGGAGAAGAAUUGAUGCCUAAUGUGGUAAGUUGGAGUGCGGUGAUUGAUGGAUUUUCAGCUUGUGGGCGCUCUAGUGAAUCCCUGGAACUGUUUAGGAGAAUGCAGAUGGCAGGCGUUACACCCAAUUACGUGACAAUUGCAACUGCCUUAUCGUCUUGUGCAAAGCUAGCUGUACUUUAUCUUGGAAAGGAGAUCCAUGGCCAUUCUCUGAGAGGCUUUCUUGAUUUAGAAGUUCUUGUCAUCAAUGGUCUUAUUCAUAUGUAUGCUAAAUGUGGAAAUCUUCAAUAUGCGCAUAGAGUUUUUGACAGAAUGAUCUGUAAAGAUUUGAUUUCUUGGAACUCGAUAAUUGCUGGGUAUGCAAUGCAUGGGCUUGGUAGGACUGCCCUUUGUAUGUUUGAUGAGAUGCUUAACAACAAUCUUAAACCUGAUAAUUUCACCUUUAUUGCCGUCUUGUCUGCUUGCAGCCAUGCAGGAUUAGUCAAUGAAGGUCGCCUGUUAUUUGAUAGGAUGACUCGUGAAUACCUGCUUUCACCUAGUGUCGAGCAUUACGCUUGUAUGGUUGAUCUUCUAGGCCGCGCCGGCCUAGUGAACGAGGCAAGUAAAUUUGUAAGGGAGUUACCUUUAGAAGCUAAUGCGUGCGUCUGGGGAGCACUACUGAACUCCUGCAGGAUCCACAAAAACACAGUUGUAGCAGAAGAGACUGCUUCAAGACUGUUCGAUCUUGAACCAAAGACUACAGGAAGCUACAUGCUACUGUCAAAUACAUAUGCUGCCUGCGGAAGAUGGGAAGAUUCAGCAAAGAUAAGGUUGCUAACGAGAGUGAAGGGGUUGAGGAAAAGCCCAGGUCACAGUUGGAUUGAAGUGAAGAGUAAGGUUUACAUGUUCAGUGCCGGAAACAGUUGGCAGCCAGGUUUGGAGGAAAUAUAUGGUGUUCUAGAAACACUGGUUUUGUUAAUGGAAAAUGAUGACCAUAUGCUAAAUGGAGAUUUAUGUUAUGCAAGUUACGGAUGAUGGAAAACAAAUUUCUUUCUUCUCAGCACUAUUGGAGCAAUGGUGCUGAAAGUCACAGUGGGUCAAGCCCCACCACCCGUACCACUUACACCCUGAGCUAUUCCACAGUGCUGUCCUUGUAAGGCAUGGUGGUCAGGUCUCACCCAGAGUUUUUCUUUCAAGGAGCAGCACGAUAUAGCAGUAUGAUCCUUGGAGGUUUCCUGGUCACAAGAAAAAAGGAUACGCCAGACUAAUUCAUCCGAAGCCUGAAAGAUUGCACUUUGCAGCAAUUCCAUAGAGAGCUCUGUUUUUCUCCAGUGACUGAGCGAUGACACUUUCUGUUGUAGAUGAACUGGCGACUGUGAUGCAUGUUUGGAUCAUGAAUUUCAGCCACAUGUUGUCCCAAUCGUUGUCCUCGACCCACACCGAAGCAGACCCAUUUUUCAAGAUGCUAAAUAAGGAGCAGAGUGAGGAUGGUCCCAACUUUCUGCCUUCUCACAGGAAGUGGCUCCUGUUCUACAUUGUGCAGCCUGUGUCUAAGCAUUGCGUCUAUAUGCUCCCUGUGAAAUUAGGACUACAUGCUCACCCUUCACGUCUAUCACAUUCACAGGCUUAACUUAGGAAAAACCUGUUAAUUGUUAUUUUCUCUCUCCAGUUUCAUGGCCAGUUGUGGACUGUGAUUUGUGGAGACUACUGACUAUGAUAUAAGAAUGUUCAUAACUCAUAGCUGCAGAUGAGCUAAGAUACUUAUUCUAUUUUGCCUUUUUUAUUUGUUGCCCCCUUAGGCCCUUACCUGAUUUGAAUCUGGUGCCCGGUGUAUUUUUCAGACAUAUGUACACUCUUCACAAACCUAUAUUGGCCUGAGCUAUACAACUCGCUCAAACCUAAGAUAUUCAAGUUAAUGAAGGAACUCUCUCUCUCUCUCUCUCUUACUUGGCCUUCCCUUGUUAGUAGUCUUCCAAACCCGCCAUCCAUUCGUCUUCUGUUCCUCUUUUGUCCUUCCCCCCACCUGUCUGCUUCCUGGGGUCGUGUUUGGAGGUCGUGGCUCAUUUCAGCUUGGUGGCGCAUUUGGGAGGAACGCAACAACAGGGUCUUCAGGGACACCUUCUCUUCAUCAGAUGGUGUGGCUCGUCUUGUGCAGGGGGAUGUCCAGUUUGCCAUUCGGUUAAGGCGCCGUGGUCCGUCUGUGGCUGGGUGACGGUGCCGCUUCUUCCUUCCUCUCUAUUCACACAUUUCUUCUCACUAUGCAUUGUAUUGUAUAUUUCGUCUUUUUGCUUUUGUUUUUGCGGAUUGCUUUUAUAUCUAGGGGACGUCUUGUUCCCAAAUUUUGUUAUAUAUUUUUCAUUUUA